Chara braunii is the source of this 3460-nucleotide messenger RNA. The record is from the annotation of a GenBank genome assembly. Lineage: Eukaryota; Viridiplantae; Streptophyta; Charophyceae; Charales; Characeae.
GCCCACGUGGUUCGUGGCGUUUUGGUCCGCCCGUGCUUCGUCUAUCACUUGGCCUUACACGGUUCCUGGCAGUCGUUGACGGUUCCUUAUGAAAAAUGUUUACGGUGCGAGGGGAAACGUCAUCGCCAAUGCAAAGGGGGCGCUUCUCGACGUGGAUUUGUUUGAGGGGUUCGGAGCGGGUGCUACGAACACCCCAUUCUACAACGACCUCCGGCGGCAAGGCGGGUUUGUUUUGGGUCGAGAGUUCUUUAACUUGUUGGAGGCGAAGGAGGUCGCCCUCGACGUCCCUUGCGAAGUCGGUCCCCACCAGGAGCUGUCAAUGCCCUUGCAGCUGUGCGGCGGUUGUGUGUCCAGCGGGGCUGCGGGGGAGGGGGGGGAUCUGGGUUCCGGUGAGGCUACACAGUUGCAGCGGGAGGAGAGCGGAGGUCAAUUUGAUGAUAGCGAAGAUGAGGCGCCACCGCGUCUGUCGUUUUCGUCGUUGAGCAGAAGAGACCGGUCCGUGCUGUCCAUACCUGGUGUCCAGCAAGAGACCCCGUUCCGACAAGAGGUCGCAGCGGACCCCGGAAAAGAGGCAUUCCAGUGUGGGCUGGACUUGGAGCCUACCGAGGGCCAUGGCAUGGUUGACGAGGCCGUGGGCGGGGAGGGAACGCAGGGCACUCCCCAAAAAAGGAGGGGAGAUCGUCAAGAGGACUUCGUACUUCCUGGAGUACAAAGACGACGUCAGGACAAGGCGGGAGGCCCAGCUCAGGUCGUUGAACUCGGGGAGUGGGAGGAUCUAUACAACCAGCGGUCCCUGAAUCCCGUCCUGGUUGAGGGGAUCAAAGAAGCGAUGCGGUUGGCGUUAAAUAAAGAACAGACGUACGAGUUGUCGACCCUCAAGCUCGCACCACUGGGGCUUCAAAAACCAACUCUUAGGACCAGGGCACAACGUCUGAAGCCGGAGGAGUGGAAGGACGAGCUGGUGGGAGAAUACUACUACUACGCGGUGUGUGGGGACCAUUACGCGGCUGCAGCCCGAUCGCUGCUCGGCAGUGAGGUGGCCAAGAGGUACAAUUUCGAGCGAUGGCCGGCAAGAAUGGUGUACUUUUCGGACGAUGACUUCAAAGGGUACUUUCUUGUUAGUUCACAGGACAACAAGAAGGACCUCAAGGCGCCUCCCAGACAGUUGAAACGGUCUAUGAAAGAUAUUCGGUGGAAGUGGAAGCAUGACGGCUGCCCGAAAGCUGUGAUGGGGAACCCUAGCGGGAAACAAGAUCAGGUCCGGGAUUGGCGUAAGUUCUGUACAACGGCGCACCAUAAGGCGCCGCACAACAGCUUGUGGAUUCUCGCGAAUCAAAAGGAAGAGGAGGCCAUUAAGAAGCAAAAUGUUGCCCUGCCUUCUUAUUUCCCUCUCGCGAUGGACGGACAAAAUGUCUGGAAACUGGCCGUGGAAUUUUUCGAAAAAUUGGAGACGGGUAGAUUGCUGAGCCUAGACGGAGCAAAGUGGAUCAUGAAGAAAAAGAAGGUCAAAAACGUCAAGCCUGGGGUCGCCUGCGUCGACAACGACAAGUUGGGUAGAAAGGAGGUGGUGUACAACGUCCCCGUGGGGCCGCCUACUAAGAAAGGCAAAAAGGAGAAAGAGGAGGGUGAUUGGUUCGUGCAAGUGCCGGACGCGGACGUGCAUUACUGGAAAGCGAUGGAAUCACUCACCGACAAUGAGAAGUGUCGCAUUCUGAAGAAGGUGCUUGCUUGCGAGGUCGUUUGGACGGAUGUGUUUGAGAUUCCCUUCAUUCCGUGCGACUGGUCACAAGUGGCGCCGGAACGACAGGGCAGUGUGUACGGGGAUAUGGAACGUAAUUCGACACAAUUCGUCGGUCUUAUGGAUUUCCUUAGCAAGAAGGGAGAGGGUGUCGUGUUCUUUGGGAAACCGCACGUGCGAAGCGUCUGGGAUCUCUUGAAGGCUGGCCGGCACGUUGUCGCGAUGGAAGGGAACUCCGACCUCUUGCAAUUCACGAUGCAGGUGGUGAAAAGCGAGGUCAAUUCGGGCGGGCACAAUUGUGAGUUCAUGGUCGUGAAGUCGACACGGGAUCGGGUGUGGAGCAACAAGACGGACAUGUGGUUCAACUUGAGCGAGAGAAAGAGGAAGAAGAUAUACGAUUUCUUGUUCCUACCACUUCGCCUCCCGCAUGAACUCGAAGACGUUUCUCGAAAGGCUGCAGUCGCUGUACUUCGUGGAGUGCGAGGAGCAGCUGAAGGCGUGGUGGACUGGAAAGUGCCCCCUCCCAGUGGGCCGGACGGUAGUUCCGGGGGGGGUUCAACUGGAGGUGGAGGGAACGGGGGUGGUGGUGCAGUAGGUGGCAAAGGAAUCCCGCCUAGUGGGGAGGGAGGGUCUCACGGCCGCAACACGACACCAGGAGGCAGCGGCGGGGUGGCGGGUUUCGCCGUCGACUGGCCUCCGUCGAUAGGCGCCUGGCCGGAGCGUAUGACACAGUCCGUCGACCUCCCGACUUCGUCCGUGGGCUCAGCGAGGGAGAUGUUGGCAGCCUUGGUUACUAUCGGCAGCCGCUCCGGCGGAAAGUUGAAGUCCGCCGGAAUCCGAACUACGUCGGAUGAGGAGCCGCCAGAGCGGUCCAGACUGCAAAGCCGCUCGGGGUCGGGGGAGCCGAGCCAGGAUCCCGAAAUUGGCAGCAUUGUGGCGCGGGACGGAAAGGUGUCGCCUGAGCGGGAGCGACGGCCGCAAGGAUUGCAGCGAGACACGGAGACGACGAAGUCCGCCGAGAUCCGAACUUCUUCGGGCGGGGGGUGUCGGCCAAGGAUUGUCGUGCUGCCAAGAGGGGCAGCAUGCACGGAGAUGGAAGGGCGGUCAUCGGGGUUCAACACGGGGGUGGGGUCAUCUCGAACACAGAGGUCCUCGAAAUAUCCAGAACACAUAUUGCGGAAAGUCCCCGGGUCGACUACAAAAUACAAGGAUAUGUUAAAGGCAUCAGGGGUUGAUGUCGAGAUCGGGAAGGAGUACACCGUUGUCAUUGAGGAAUGUCUUUCCCCUUUUGCCCCAGAGAAAGGGACAUAUCCACGAUCUGUGAGUAGGGGUCAGGCCAUGUAUGAGAAGUACUUAGCAACGCAUCAUGCACCAGGGGACAUUGCCUAAAACUCCGUUUCUCACUACCCCACGUGUCCUUCGCUCGAUGUUGUGCAGCGCGGGCCACAAGUGCAGCACGCGGGAAAAGGUUCGCUGCAGCUUGCGGGUUUUAGACGACAUUAUACGAGGCCCGGUGCCACCUCACACUGUUCUCUCUAUACUGGCCGAUGGUCAAUUUCGGAUUGCAGCAAAAGAUCUCCUCACCCUCAGGGUGAAUGAUGAGGUGCUCAAUUUCUAUAUGGCGUUGUUGGGGUCGACCGCAUGUGGGUCACGUGAUAUCUCCUCAGGCCUUCAAGUCUUCAACUUUAAUUCGUUCUUCUUCAGUAAACUGCGACUUCAAUG